AUGCUACAGCAUCUAAUAAUUUUUUUUCUUGGAUUGGUUAUUCAAAAUUUCUGCUCCCCGGCUGAAACCACAGGACAGGCAAAAAGAUGUGAUAAGAAGUCUGUUCUAGCAAGUAGAACCGAGUGUCGAUCCUGCUCAGUCAAUUUCGAAGUCAAGUGCCCAGAUGGUUACAUCAAGAUCACCAAUGGCUCCGUGGGGGUUCGAGAUUGCAGGUACACCCUUGUGAUCAGAACAUACUCUCUGUCUCUCCCUGGAUGCCGCCAUAUUUGUAAGAAGGACUAUCUCCAACCUCAGUGUUGUCCUGGCCACUGGGGCCCAGACUGCAUGGACUGUCCAGGAGGAGCGGAAUCCCCCUGCAGUGGCCGGGGCAGUUGUGCAGAAGGUAUGGAAGGAAAUGGAACCUGCUCUUGCCAAGAAGGGUUUGGUGGAACAGCCUGUGAAACCUGUGCUGACGACACCUUAUUUGGACCCAACUGUUCAGCAGUGUGCAGCUGUGUGCAUGGGGUGUGCAACAGUGGACGAGAUGGUGAUGGAACCUGUGAAUGCUACUCUGCGUACACUGGUCCCAACUGCGACAAGCCCGUCCCUGAAUGUGCAAAGUUGCUCUGCCCAGAAAAUUCCAGAUGUUCGCCUUCUAGUGAAGAUGAAACCAAACUGGAAUGCAAAUGCCUUCCUGAUUACCAAGGCGAUGGCAAGCGUUGUGAGCCCAUCAAUCCAUGUUCAGAUAACAUCUGCCACCCUCACGCCCACUGCACAUACCUGGGACCAAAUCGGCACAGUUGUACAUGCCAAGAAGGUUACCAUGGGGACGGCCAAGUGUGCUUGCCAGUGGACCCCUGCCAAACUAACUUUGGAAACUGCCCUCCAAAGUCUACAGUGUGCAAAUAUGAUGAGCCUGGACAGUCUCACUGCGAGUGUAAGGAGCAUUACCACAAUUUCGUGCCUGGAGUGGGGUGCAGUAUGACCAACAUCUGUGAAUCACAUAACCCGUGUCAUAGGAGUGCAAACUGUACCACCAUUGCACCAGGCCAAACCGA
Messenger RNA from Carlito syrichta (Philippine tarsier), 1037 nucleotides. RefSeq names its product stabilin-2-like. The annotation marks the transcript as partial. The transcript has 9 exons. Lineage: Eukaryota; Metazoa; Chordata; Mammalia; Primates; Tarsiidae. The record is from RefSeq and is a predicted model, not a curated record.